Molecule: messenger RNA, 1666 nt
Organism: Nicotiana tabacum (common tobacco)
Lineage: Eukaryota; Viridiplantae; Streptophyta; Magnoliopsida; Solanales; Solanaceae
Biological process (GO): transmembrane transport
Cellular component (GO): membrane
Molecular function (GO): transmembrane transporter activity
Source: RefSeq, a predicted model, not a curated record
AUGAAGAACUUCAAGAACAUAAGAUCAGAGUCGUUGACUUUAUUACUGGUCAACCUCGCCGGAAUAAUGGAAAGCGCCGACGAGUCAUUAUUGCCUGGAGUGUACAAAGAAGUAGGGAAAGCAUUGCAUACUGAUCCAACGGGACUUGGUUCUCUCACUCUAUUCAGAUCCAUAGUUCAAUGCCUUUGUUACCCUCUCGCUGCUUACCUCGCCGGCCGUCAAAACCGCACCCAUGUUAUUGCUCUUGGUGCUUUCCUCUGGUCCGCUGCUACCUUUCUUGUUGCCAUUUCCUCCACUUUUACUGAGGUUGCCAUUUCCAGAGGAUUGAAUGGAAUAGGACUUGCAAUAGUCACACCAGCAAUCCAAUCUCUAGUUGCUGAUUCAACAGAUGAAAGCAACCGUGGCAUAGCUUUUGGAUGGCUACAACUAACAGGAAACUUUGGCUCUAUACUUGGUGGGCUUUUAUCGGUGAUUCUAGCUGAAACAUCACUCAUGGGGAUCGCUGGCUGGAGAAUCUCCUUCCAUCUGGUCGGGUUUAUACGCGUUAUAGUUGGUAUAUUGGUGCGCCUCUUCGCCAAAGAUCCUCGCUUUGUUGACAGUGAUGGCAAUGCAAGAGAACAACCUCCCCAGAAACCAUUUAGAGAAGAAGUGAGGGAACUGCUAAAAGAAGUAAAAGCAGUAGUGAAAGUGCCUUCCUUUCAAAUUCUUAUUGCUCAGGGGGUCUCAGGUUCAUUCCCUUGGUCAUCAUUGUCAUUUGCUCCCAUGUGGUUGGAGCUUAUCGGAUUCUCCCACAAGACAACAGCAUUCCUCUUGACUUUGUUUAAUGUUGCUGGCUCAAUUGGUGGAUUGUUUGGAGGAAAGAUGGGGGAUAUACUUGCCAAACACUUGCCAAAUUCUGGUAGAAUAAUUCUUUCUCAGAUAAGCUCUGGUUCGGCGAUCCCUUUAGCUGCAAUUCUGCUUCUUGGAUUGCCUGAUGAUCCUUCCUCAGCUGCAAUCCAUGGUUUAGUCUUGUUCAUAAUGGGAUUCAUGAUAUCGUGGAAUAGUCCAGCGACAAACAAUCCAAUUUUUGCGGAGAUAGUUCCUGAGAGAGCUCGAACAAGCAUCUAUGCCCUGGAUCGAUCGUUUGAGUCUAUAUUAGCAUCAUUUGCUCCUCCAGUGGUUGGUAUUUUGGCUCAACAUGUUUAUGGCUUUAAACCAAUCCCCAAGGAUUCAACCGGCUCACAGGAAAUUGAAACGGAUAGAGAGAAUGCAGCCCCGCUUGCUAAGGCACUCUACACUGCUAUAGGCAUUCCAAUGGCAAUUUGUUGCUUCAUCUAUUCCUUCCUUUAUUGUACAUAUCCACGUGACAGGGACCGUGCUAAAAUGGAUGCAUUAAUAGACACUGAGCUGCAACGGAUUGAUGAAACUGCCGAUCAUCUUUUUGAAGAAGAAAAUGCCAAACAUCAUUUUUCUAAAUCCGAUGAACUGCAUGGAAAAGAACUAGUGGUGAUUGAUAGAGAUUAUGAUGUAGAAGACAGCCUCGACAACGAUGAGAAUGAUGAGAAAAGGCUUUUCCCAAAUCAAUUGAAAUUCUCUGAUAUCAGCAAAUUUUAGAGCAAAUGGAACAGCAAAUUUUGUGCAUAUCGGAUACAACUUACAGACUAAGAAAGUGAAAUUCACUUCAUCA